UUGGUGCAGUUGGGAGAUAGAGGCAGUGCCAGAGAGACUGCUCCUGUCCCUGUCCACCCUCUGCCUCGCCCCAGACCCAAGUGGACCUCCCCCAUCAGUGAAGCUGAGCCUCCCACACCCCCAUUCUGCAACCUUUCCCAUCCCCGCGGCACCCUCGGGGAAGUCAGGCCUAGGGUCUAUCAGGAUCAGGCACCUCUCCUCCGGACUUCUGAUUGUGGUCCCGUCUGCCAGUCACAGCACCAACCCCGACAUGGCGCUCUUCAUCUUGGCUUUGACCUUGGUGGCUGCAGCCGCGGCCACGGAUAAGGAGAAGAUCAUUGCAGGCGAGAAGUGCAAGGAGGACGGGCACCCGUACCAGGUGGCCGUCUACCGGGGCGGGGGGCUGCUCUGUGGCGGCGUCCUCAUCCACCCCGGCUGGGUCCUCACCGCUGCCCACUGCCGGAAACCGCAGCUGCAAGUCCUCCUGGGCAAAUACAACCUGCACAAGCAGGAGGAGUUCCAACAGCUGAGCCCGGUAGCCCAGCCCUUCCCUCACCCGGACUACGACCGCGGGCGCCAUGACAACGACAUCAUGCUGCUGCGCCUGGCCCACCCUACCCCAGUGUCCCGCCACAUCAAGCCCCUGUCCCUGGAGACCGACUGCAAUGCCAACAGCUCCAGUUGCCUCAUUUCUGGGUGGGGCAAGACCGACAGAGAGGGGGUCUACCCUGACGUACUCCAAUGUGCCUCGGUCCACCUGGUCUCCCAGGAGGCCUGCAAGCGCGCCUACCCGGGCCAGAUCACGGACAACAUGAUCUGCGCUGGUGAGCACGACGGAGGCAAGGACUCGUGCCAGGGUGACUCAGGAGGUCCUCUGGUCUGCGGGGGCCGACUCCGCGGGCUCGUGUCAUGGGGCGAGGUUCCGUGCGGGACGGGGGAGAAGCCGGGGGUCUACACCAAUGUCUGCCGCUACGUGGACUGGAUCCGGGAAACGAUCCGUGGCAACUGACCCUCCGGAAGCCGGGCCUCCAGGAGAGAGCCCCUCCGCCCGGCCCCUCCGGCCUUCCCGGUGCCUCAGCCCGUCCCCGUGGCUUCCGAUGGACUUGGAUCGAGGUCCUCGCUGCCUCCCCACCGCCCCGCCCCAGUUGGCUCCUUCUGGUGGGGGAUGGUGGCCGGGACCCUCGCCUCUGGGGUUCAACUGCCUCACGUACCAUGGUGGGGGCCGGGAGCUCCCUCAGGGAAGUUGGGCAAAGGAAGAGAGAAGCGGGAGGGAAGAUCCAAAGAUGUAAAAUAAACAUGUCUUUCUGUCUGUU
Ornithorhynchus anatinus (platypus) is the source of this 1292-nucleotide messenger RNA. RefSeq names its product kallikrein-6. NCBI's taxonomy places the organism in Eukaryota, Metazoa, Chordata, Mammalia, Monotremata, Ornithorhynchidae. Gene Ontology annotation, biological process: proteolysis. Bases 251 to 988 code for a protein of 245 amino acids. Gene Ontology annotation, molecular function: serine-type endopeptidase activity. The record is from RefSeq and is a predicted model, not a curated record. The transcript is spliced from 6 exons.